CGCAUUCGACGAAGAGACGCGAUUGGUGCCGAACGCCAUCCUGGUGAUUCCGCAACACACAGACAGACGGAGAGGGCGACAAGGAGCCGAGCAGCACCAGAACCACAUGUUUAAACGAUCCAUUUGGGCACAUUAACCUUCGAUUUCGCUUCGUUUAAAAUUGUAAAAACGAGCGCGGGCGACGUUUAACCGAUUCGGCCUUGAUAUGGUUUCGUUGUCGAAGCUCUCACGAGAGGACUAGCGGAGCACCAGAGCCUCUUUAGCCUGUUAGCUCCUCGUUAGCACAGAAGCCGCUAAUUCGUUCGCUCUGGCCGGUACACCUGCUUCCCACGCCGUGCUGUGUACUUGUUAAUCUACAGUCGCCACAGGUGGGGGGUUUCGCUCUCAUAUCUUUAUAUAUUCUUGAUUUAAAUCACGCUGCUCGGGACACCGGCGGAGAGGAAAAGGACUGUGACCGGUUGUGGUUGGGAGCAGGCAGCGGAACAAGCGGUGCCCUCACCAUGGACAACGCUCACACGAAGACGGUCGAAGAAGUUUUCAGCUUUUUUAACGUAAAUGAAAGCACUGGUCUGAGUUUAGAGGAAGUGAAGAAGCAGCGGGAGCGAUAUGGACCAAACGAGCUGCCAGCAGAGGAGGGUAAAUCUCUUUGGGAACUGGUGGUGGAACAGUUUGAAGAUUUGCUUGUGAGGAUCCUUUUACUUGCUGCCUGCAUAUCUUUUGUGCUGGCCUGGUUUGAAGAAGGAGAAGAAACGGUUACAGCCUUCGUGGAGCCUUUUGUUAUCUUGCUUAUUCUCAUAGCAAAUGCCAUUGUUGGAGUCUGGCAGGAGCGAAAUGCAGAAAAUGCCAUUGAAGCUCUGAAGGAGUACGAGCCAGAGAUGGGGAAAGUGUACCGCCAGGACAGGAAGAGUGUCCAGAGAAUCAAAGCCAGAGACAUUGUGCCGGGGGACAUUGUAGAGGUGGCAGUUGGUGAUAAAGUACCUGCUGACAUCAGGCUGACUUCUAUAAAGUCGACCACCCUGAGGGUGGAUCAGUCAAUUCUUACAGGAGAGUCUGUGUCUGUGAUCAAACACACAGACCCGGUGCCAGACCCACGUGCUGUCAACCAGGACAAAAAGAACAUGCUCUUUUCUGGUACAAACAUUGCUGCCGGUAAGGCAAUUGGUGUGGUGGUGGCCACAGCUGGAAACACAGAAAUCGGUAAAAUCCGAGAUGAGAUGGCAUCGACGGAGCAGGAGCGCACACCUCUGCAGCAGAAGCUGGACGAGUUUGGAGAGCAACUGUCUAAGGUCAUCUCACUGAUCUGCAUUGCUGUGUGGAUCAUCAACAUCGGACAUUUCAACGACCCUGUCCAUGGAGGUUCCUGGAUCCGAGGCGCCAUCUACUACUUCAAGAUUGCUGUGGCUCUGGCAGUAGCUGCUAUUCCUGAGGGUCUUCCUGCUGUCAUCACUACCUGCCUGGCUCUAGGAACACGCCGCAUGGCCAAGAAGAAUGCCAUUGUCCGCAGUUUGCCCUCUGUGGAGACCCUCGGGUGCACAUCUGUCAUCUGCUCUGACAAAACUGGAACACUGACCACCAAUCAGAUGUCUGUGUGUAGGAUGUUUAUCAUCGAUAAGACUGAAGGUGACAGCUGUUCGUUAAAGGAGUUCACUGUAACUGGCUCCACAUAUGCCCCUAAUGGAGAAGUUUUUCAUAACGGCAAACCAGUGAAAUGUUCCCAGUACGAUGGCUUGGUGGAGAUGGCCUCCAUCUGCGCUCUCUGUAACGACUCGUCACUGGACUAUAACGAGAUCAAAGGCGUGUAUGAGAAAGUGGGCGAGGCCACGGAGACUGCUUUGACGUGCUUGGUGGAGAAAAUGAACGUGUUCGAUACAAACAUUAAAAGCCUUUCCAAGGUUGAGCGAGCCAACGCCUGUAACUCUGUGAUCAAGCAGCUGAUGAAGAAAGAAUUCACUUUAGAGUUUUCCCGAGACAGGAAAUCAAUGUCUGUGUACUGUACUCCUAAUAAAGCCCGCUCCUCUGCUGGCAAGAUGUUUGUGAAGGGCGCCCCCGAGGGAGUGAUUGACAGGUGCACACACAUCCGUGUAGGCAGCAACAAGGUGCCCAUGACCCCUGGCAUCAAGGAAAAAAUCAUGUCUGUGAUCCGGGAGUAUGGGACGGGCAGAGACACCCUGCGCUGCCUGGCUCUGGCAACGCGAGAUAAUCCCAUGAAUAAAGAUGAAAUGGUUUUGGAGGACUCCUCUCGCUUUAUAGAGUAUGAGACUGAUCUAACAUUUGUGGGCUGCGUCGGCAUGCUGGAUCCUCCCAGGGCGGAGGUGGCAGCCUCCAUUCGGCUCUGUCGCCUUGCAGGCAUCAGAGUAAUCAUGAUCACUGGAGACAACAAGGGGACAGCUGUGGCUAUUUGCAGACGCAUUGGCAUCUUCGGUGAAGAAGACGAUGUUUCUAGCAUGGCUUUCACUGGCAGAGAGUUUGACGAUCUCACACCUGCUGCGCAGAGAGAAGCUGUGGUCAAAGCUCGCUGCUUUGCUCGUGUCGAGCCUGCUCAUAAGUCCAAGAUUGUCGAGUAUCUACAAUCCUACGAUGAGAUUACAGCUAUGACAGGGGAUGGAGUAAACGAUGCUCCCGCUCUGAAGAAGGCCGAGAUUGGCAUCGCCAUGGGCUCAGGAACAGCUGUGGCUAAAACCGCCUCGGAAAUGGUCCUGGCUGAUGACAAUUUUGCUACCAUCGUAGCUGCGGUUGAGGAAGGCAGAGCCAUUUACAACAACAUGAAGCAGUUCAUCAGAUACCUCAUCUCCUCUAAUGUGGGCGAAGUUGUCUGCAUCUUCCUGACAGCAGCUCUGGGGUUCCCUGAAGCUCUUAUCCCCGUUCAGCUGCUCUGGGUCAACCUGGUGACUGACGGUUUACCUGCCACUGCUUUGGGUUUCAACCCGCCUGACCUGGACAUCAUGAGCAAACCUCCACGCAAUGCUCGAGAGCCCCUCAUCUCCGGCUGGCUCUUCUUCAGAUACCUCGCUAUCGGAUGUUACGUUGGGGCUGCCACUGUCGGUGCUGCCUCUUGGUGGUUUGUUGCUGCUGAAGACGGACCAAGGAUCACCUUCUACCAGCUGAGCCACUUCCUGCAAUGCGGUCCAGAAAACCCAGAGUUCCAGGGUUUGGACUGUAAGGUGUUUGAGUCCCCCUACCCUAUGACCAUGGCCCUGUCUGUGCUGGUCACCAUUGAGAUGUGCAAUGCCCUUAACAGUGUGUCGGAGAACCAGUCCCUUCUACGAAUGCCUCCCUGGGAAAAUGUCUGGCUGCUUGGAGCCAUCUGCCUCUCCAUGUCUCUUCACUUCCUCAUCCUCUAUGUGGAGCCUCUUCCAAUCAUCUUCCAGAUCACCCCUUUGAAUCUGACUCAGUGGCUAAUGGUGCUCAAGAUCUCGCUGCCCGUCAUCCUACUGGACGAAAUGCUCAAGUUUGCUGCCAGGAACUACCUGGAGCCCGGUAGAGAGCUGGAGAAGCCGGCCAGCUGCAAAGCCUGCUCCCUGUUUGCAUGUAUGGAGGGCAUCUCCUGGCCCUUCGUGGCCAUUUCCCUCCCACUGAUUGUGUGGAUCUACAGCUCUGACACUAACAUGGCUGACAUGUUCAUGUCCUGACUGACCUGAGCACAACCUCAACUGUUUCAUCCCCCUCCCACUGCCAUCACCUCCCUCUCCUUCUCUCUCUGCCUUCUUAAAUGUGCAUAGCUAGCGUGCGUGAGCGUUUGUAGACUUAGCGUGUGUGUGUGAGCUUGUGCGCACGAGAAGGACCAACUCAUCGAAUCUAACAAAUAAUAUAAAAAAGUUCAAAGUUUGUUUUGAGUUGAGAUAGGACUUGUGAAUGGAUGAGGCUUUAAAAUAUGUUAAGAGGACCACCACUCCCAUAGCUUUGGACUGUGUUGCUGGUUUAAAAGCAAAUAUAGUGUUGACUUUUUUUUUUUUUGUUAAUAUUACCUUUAAGAUAUGUUUUAAAGAUGUGUUCUGUGUCACUACAGUUCUAAAAAGUAGUUUUGUUGAGGUUCCCUCCCAUUGAAAAGGAAGUUUAAGAUAUCAAAUUAUUUGACCUGUACAGAGAUUGAACACUAUUUUAUGCAAACCUUUUUUUUUUUUUAUGGCUUUGUAAAUUGUUUAACCAGCGUGACUUAGAGAUAUCGCCUUGAUUUGUUUUCUGUUUUACCAUUGUGUCUUCAGUAAAAACUCUUGAGAGGACAAGCUCCAUAUGGCAGACAAGGAUGGGGAAAGGUUUGGUUAAAACUAAAAGAAAAAAAAAAAUUGAGAAACGAAACAAACAAAACAAAAAAAGCUGCAUGUCCUGUGACUAAGCAUGAACUCUGUGGUUUCUCAUUUCUAAUUUAUAAACGUCCCCCUCGUUAAAGCAUAAAUAACUUUGUAAUAGUUUUUUUUUUUUUUACAGUGUUGAAAGUAAGUCAGUUUUUCUGCACCUGGCAGAGCACAGCUACCUCAAAUUGACAAUAGGUUUUGCUCAUCUUGACAUGCUUUUCAACGGUCGUACUAAAAAAACAUUGAGGUGUGCCCCCCUAUUGUGCAGAAAAAGAACAAAAUCUUUUUUUUCCUCCCCUUUAACCCCAUUUUAAGGAAAUAUUUUGUUUGUAUGAACUUGUGGCAUUCUUUAACUUAAUUUUUGUUGUGCUGUGGAGGCAGAGCUGGGUGGGGAUGCUGUUUACCAUCUCCAUAGCGUUUGAUUCAAA
Nematolebias whitei (Rio pearlfish) is the source of this 4720-nucleotide messenger RNA. RefSeq names its product ATPase sarcoplasmic/endoplasmic reticulum Ca2+ transporting 2b (gene atp2a2b). The coding region runs from base 501 to 3629 and encodes 1042 amino acids. The record is from RefSeq and is a predicted model, not a curated record. The transcript is spliced from 23 exons. Gene Ontology annotation, biological process: calcium ion transmembrane transport; intracellular calcium ion homeostasis. Gene Ontology annotation, molecular function: ATP binding; P-type calcium transporter activity; ATP hydrolysis activity. NCBI's taxonomy places the organism in Eukaryota, Metazoa, Chordata, Actinopteri, Cyprinodontiformes, Rivulidae. Gene Ontology annotation, cellular component: membrane.